AUGGCCUUGAGGAACCACAGCACCAUCACUGAGUUUAUUUUCAUUGGGCUGUCUUCUGACCCCCACAUUGAGACUCUGCUAUUUGUACUCUUCCUGGUGAUUUAUCUCCUGACCACGAUGGGGAACCUGAUGCUGCUGCUGGUAAUCAAGGCAGAUUCCCGCCUCCAUACUCCCAUGUACUUCUUCCUGAGCAAUCUGUCCUUCGUGGACCUUUGUUUCUCUUCUGUCACUCUACCCAAGCUACUGAAGGAUCUCCUGUCUGAGAAGAAAACCAUUUCAGUAGAGGGUUGCCUGACUCAGGUCUUCUUUGUGUUCUUCAGUUCAGGAACUGAAGCCUGCCUGCUUUCAGUGAUGGCUUAUGACCGCUAUGCUGCCAUCUGUCACCCACUGCUCUAUGGCCAGGUGAUGAGCAACCAACUCUGUGCAAAACUUGUGUUGGUCUCCUGGGGCCUGGCCUCUCUCAAUGCAGCUGUGAUUGUGCUUUUAGGUAUUAAUAUGGACUUUUGUGAGGCCCAAACUAUACACCACUUCACCUGUGAGCUGCCUGCUCUCUUCCCCUUGUCCUGCUCUGAUAUCUCCAUCCAUAUCAAUAUUCUUCUUGGUGCCAGCUUACUGCAUGGUCUUGGGACCUUCAUCCCAAUCUUCUUAUCCUAUGCCCGUAUUAUCGCCACCAUCUUGAGCAUCAGUUCCACCACAGGCAGAAGCAAGGCCUUCAACACUUGCUCCUCUCACCUUAUUGCAGUGGUCCUCUUCUUUGGUUCAGGUUUUCUUUGCUAUCUCAUGCCUCCAUCUGGUUCCUCCCUGGAUUUGCUCUUAUCUUUGCAGUACAGUGUGGUCACACCCCUGAUGAAUCCACUGAUUUACAGCCUAAAAAACAAGGAAGUGAAGGCAGCUGUGAAAAAGAUAUUGGGAAAAUAUCUAUAA
Molecule: messenger RNA, 924 nt
Organism: Chrysochloris asiatica (Cape golden mole)
Lineage: Eukaryota; Metazoa; Chordata; Mammalia; Afrosoricida; Chrysochloridae
Product: olfactory receptor 8S1-like
Exons: 1
Coding region: 1-924 (307 amino acids)
Biological process (GO): G protein-coupled receptor signaling pathway
Cellular component (GO): membrane
Molecular function (GO): olfactory receptor activity; G protein-coupled receptor activity
Source: RefSeq, a predicted model, not a curated record